CCUAUUCUUAUGUUUUUUUUAAUAUUGUUCAAAGCGUUUCUGCUAUUUCCAUCGGAGUCAUUCGAAUAAUACCUCUUUUCAUCUUUAAUUCCGUUGACACCUCGGACACGUUGUUGUCUUCGCGUCUGCGCCGUUGUAGCUGCGUAUGAUUCGACUGGAUUGCUACAGAAAGAUAGCAGCAGCAUCCAUGAAACGAGAGUUGCUUUGAAGGGGAACAUUGUGUAGCAUCUGCCCUCCCGACCCGUUGUURUGGAAAUCAGUUGAUAUAAAUAAUACAGGUAUACUCUUAUUUCCGUCUUCUCGUAUUAUUAUUGUCGAUAAUGAUACUCCCCUUUCAAUUWAUUGAUCAAGAGAUYGUCUCUCGCUCUUUCCUCUUUGCGGUGAUAACUGGAUUAGGGGGACCUUGGUACUGGAAGACAAUAAUAUUAUUUGUGGUCGGUCUYAUUCUCAAUCCGGAAGCAGUCGUACGUACUGUCCGURAGUUAUCACUAGGAAAAUUUGGAAAGGAAGACCGAAGAUCCGGUAUCGAAUACUUCUAUGAUGUACCGGUAUGUGUGACGACUAUCUGUGUGGGGACGAAUGAAAUUCAUACCGCGACUAAACUAACCAUUAACAAUUUUUGGCGCGACAGUUGCCCCGUCUCGAUUGAACGGUUGUUUCCCAGUCUUCGACUUCGUCUAUGAUAGGCCUACAUGUAUUAUGACUUUCUAACGUUGUGUCACCUUUCAGUUGUAAAUUCUGAACGGUUGAUUUAGGCAAACUCGAGUGAAACAAAUGAUUCUCUAUGACCUCUCUCCAAAUCACAAUCUACGGUACAGUUUCUACAAAACAACCGUAACUCAAAACGCUUUCUCACAACAUGCGUAGUAUUAGCCGUUAAAAAAUCAAACGCCGGGCGGCACGACUGGAUUCAAUCAACUCCGACUACUUCUACGGCUCCUGCAUACAGCACAUGGUAUCGUACAUACCAGGUACCGUGCGUGCGGCAAACAUCACUUCUCGCUUGAUUUGCAUUGAACCCACAUGAAUAAUUUCGUUCAGUGAGAGUAUGGUACGACUGAAAAAUACGAGAAGUAGGUCCUAGAAAGACAAUGAUGAUUCAUCAUGAACGUUUCCAGUAAUGAUUCGAUUACCACAAAUAAUCCAAGACAUUGUGUCGCACUAUUGUCCAUUCGUGUAUAGAUAUCGCGCUGGACAAGCAAAGUAGCACCGAAGAAGACCACAAUAACAGCUUGCUACAGACAGCAACAGAGACGAAACGAAACGAGUCGGAACUCGCACUACCAAACACGACCAAACCAAUUUCUUUUGCAACGUCGGCAUCACAUAAUUAGCACAAGUAUACGUACAAGUAUACUGAAAGUCACAUCAAAGACCUAUUAGCACAAUCCGACCGCCAAUAAGUGCAAGUGUGUACGGUGUAUUCGGCAAUUCCCUACCGUYUUCCAUCAUGAAGUCUGCCUGCUCCCUAAAUUGGUGCGCAUCAUUUUCGAUGCUGUUCUCAUCCGCAAUGUUGCCAUCGAUCACGAUACUGCUCACAACGAUACUAUGCACKGUGUAUGGUAAUGCCGAUGCAACUGCCAUUCCCAUUUCCUUCGCGGGGAUAAAUUACAACACACGCAAAGGACCAGAUUGGGCACCMGAUGUAGAACGCUGCAAGACCCGCGGCGAAAUCGUUCGCGAUCUGACCCUACUUAGCCGAAUCACCAACAAGAUCCGACUUUUGUCGAUCAAGGAUUGCCGUCAAGGAGCCUUGGUCCGUUCUGUCCUCGAAGAUGACUCAUUCAGCGACAUGCAGCUGUGGCUGGGAUUGUGGGUAGGAAAAGAUCCAAAUAAUUUUGCGGACGAGGUCCAAGCRCUGGAAGAAAUGUUUCUGGAUAUGACGACCAUGGCCGGGAACAAUUUACUCACCAACAACCAAUURCUUGGUAUAAGCGUAGGUAGCGAGGCGAUAUACCGCGAGGACGUCACUGUACAGGAAGCGAUUGCAAACCUGGACACGGUCCGCGACCUCCUUUCAAGCUAUGAUAUUUCAGUCCCCGCAGCCAUUGUGGAUAUUGCCCCGAUCUACAGCGCGUCACCCGAAUUGCGCCUGGCUUCAGACAUGAUUGCAACUAACACUUUUCCCUUUUGGGAGGGAACSCCYAUAGCCUAUGCUGUCGAUGAACUCGACAMAGACCUCCAAUGGCUCUUACAGCUCCCCGAAAGCUUUGGAAAACCCUUUUUGUUGGGCGAGCACGGAUGGCCUUCCGGGGGCUACAUUGAAGGCGUCGGGGAGGCCUCCCCCGAAAACCAAAAGCGAUACAUGGCUGAAUCGUUUUGCUAUUUGAAACGGCAACAAGAUAUCAAUAACUGGGAAUACUACGUUUUCACCGGUAUUGACAACGCAUGGCGGCAGGUCCAGGAUCCAAACAAUACUGUUGAAGGGAACUGGGGAUUUUUGGAUUCAAACCUAAACUUGAAGGAUCACUUUGUGGACUUUGAGUUUGAGUGUGGUUCGGGAUCGGAGAAAAAGACUUAUACCUUUGCAAGCGUGGAUUGGAGCGUCCCCCCACUGCCCGAUGAUAGUAACAGCAUUUUCGAUAGUGCAAAUUCAUCUUGCUCGCUGUGGGAUACCUGUCAAGAGCUAGCUGGUGAUUGUUGCCCCACAGUCAGCGGGGGAUAUCUCGGAUGCUGCAGGGAGGAAUUAUUUCUGGGCAGAAACACCAACAGUGGCGGCGGCAGCGGUACCGAAAGCGGAACCAAACCUGUUUUGUCAGUACCAGUGACAGCAACACCGACAGCAACACCGACAGCAACACCAACAAUCCCACUGACUGAUCCCCCCACAACUCUUUCUCCUUCGACGUCGGCACCGUUGCCGCUGCCUACCAUAAAUCCAACAAAUAGUGAUGCAUCCUCAACUGCCCCUUCCGUGGAAAUCGCCCUCUCGCCUCCGAUACUUACUGCUAGUCCCACCAUAAAUAGUGCACCCUCGACUGCCCCGUCGACGGCAGCAACACUUGCCCCUUCGGUCGAGCCGACUCUAAGAACAAAUUCUYCCACGAUUUUGCCAACUACAGCAGCUCCRUCGCAAGCACAAGUCGUGCCUGUUASCAAUGCUCCCUCGGUUGCACCGGAACCCAGCAAAACGGAUGGAAAUAGCAGCGGAACCAGCGAUAAAAGYGAAACAGGAGAAAUUUCUUCGACACCCKCCGACCAAGACUCAGCGGUCMCAAUAAGCCCGUGGAAUGAGAAUGGAUGGGACAAUGAAAAUGGUGGCAACRAUGUCAACCGUGUUAGCAAUAACGAGAACGAGAGYAGUGAAAGCCAAAUCAGUGGUACAAACUGCAUCAAUCCUUUCACUAAUUAUAUCGUCUCUAAGCAACAUACAACAACAGGUAGCUUGCAGAYUACCACCGCUUGGCUGYUGUUCCACGGCGCACAGCUCUUUGCCGUAUCAGUGAUCAUUGACCWCAUAGGGCUGUACGUUUGAACAAACGAAAAAUAGGACAGCAUUAAGAAAAUAGUAUGAUUUCUGAAUGCCGUAAUGAUUGAAAGGYGUGUUGUACUUUGYAAGCUCCAACGUACCGUAGACGACAAGGUGUGUACCWCGAUCYAUGCACUUGUAUUCUCUAGCACCAUACUAGUAAUGUUUCGAAUAAGUGCAAAGCCAGUGG
Messenger RNA from Pseudo-nitzschia multistriata, 3659 nucleotides. The record is from the annotation of a GenBank genome assembly. NCBI's taxonomy places the organism in Eukaryota, Bacillariophyta, Bacillariophyceae, Bacillariales, Bacillariaceae.